CUUUGCUAAUACCACGGCCACUUACAUGUCUUUCUGCAUGUAAUAUAAAUCUGCUGCUUCUGCUUGGAUGGCUCUGUCUUGGGUGUCAUUGAGAAUCCAAACCCAGUUCAGAAAACAAGGGGGAGGGGGCCCUAGCUGUAUCUACCGUCCCAUCUUUGGAAGCUGAGUCAAAUUAAUGCCUGCUGACCAGCACGAUAUCCUUGACCGUGUGGCUUCUAGUUAUAGCAAGUGGUCACGCACGUUUAUUAGUUCUGGCUGGUUGAAGCCUAGGCUUGCAAUAACUGACCCCGCCAUGAUUAUGGGGGUUACUCUCAAGCAUGUUUUACCAAGGUUUCUGCCCACUAAGAAAAACAGAGAAAGGUGGAGACAGAAGAUGGAAAUUUGUGAAUCAAUACGGAUGCUGGUCAAGAAUAAUCAGCAAUGGAAAAUUCAACAAAUCUACUUGGCCUUUUGGUGUUUUCUUAAGUAAUCAGGAUGAUCAAGAAGAGAGAUUAAUGGAGGAAGAAAUCAUAGGUAAGUGCAGGAACUUUUACUGUUGCAGGGAAGAAACAACUGCUAAUCUGUUGAACUGGUCACUUCGCUUUUAGUAUUGCGUCAAGAUUGGCAGAAAAAGCGAGGGAUUAAGUGAUUCGUAUCUGUAAACACAAAGAACCGGUUUCUGACAAUCUAAGCGACUUCAAAAUUGUAAGUUGACUCUUGGUUGACCUUUUAGGCUAAUUUCUUAAUCCAAUCAUCCAGAUAAGUUAGAAUUGACAACCAUGUUAAAUUCUUCUUUGAUAAUUUGCCAAAGAUGAGAAUAACAAGGAAAUUGCUUGGAGAAACAGUUAAAUUGUCGAAGCAAGUGACUUUGAUUGUCAAUGAAACGUUUAGACCUUAUCCUCCCUGUUGAUGUUAAUGAGGAAACCAACAAGGAACGUUGUGUUAGGUAGGCUCGACAUUCCUGCUGGCACAGAAAUUCCUGGUAGGACUGGCUGCUAUAUAUCCAUCAUGAUCCUUACAUAUGGGUAAAAGACGCCAAUAGGGCAAUCCUUGGAGAUUUAAAGAGGCUCGGUCCUUUGGCCUCAUUUUUGCCAUUUGGGUUGGGGCCUAGAAUCUGCACAGGUCAGAAUUUAGCCAUGGUUCGUGUUCGCUAUGAUCCUCGAGGAAUCUUCUUUUGUAAUGUCACCAGUAUCUGUUCAUGCACCGAUGGUGCUUAUGACCCUGCAGCCUCAAUAUGGUUCAGAGAUCCUGUUUACCAGGAGUUUGGAUUGAAGAUUUGCAUGGGGCAUUUUAGCAUGUUUACAACAUAUUAAGGAUUUGCAGUAGGCAUAAAUCUUUCAAUUUAUAUAUUCUAUAGCACAUAAGUUACAACUUGGAAUCCUUGGAUGUGUAUAUGGAGUGGCCUUAUGCUUAUUUUUUGGCUUGCAGCAGGAUCAUCAAUAAGACAAUAAGCCAGCAGAUUAGAUUUUCUAAAGAAUUGCAAUUUAAUAUCUCAAAAGUCAAUUUUAUUUGGAAAUUGGUAUUGGCUCGUUCACUUUUGAGUCUAUUUUCUAACACUGCAAGUAGACCAUGUAAGUCCAACGGUUGUUAAAAAGCAGAGUCAUCAAAGCAUUACUUUACUGAGUUAAAAUAUAAACAAAUACGACGCUCCUUGUGAACUCUAAUCCCUAUACCAAUCCACCAUUAACUGCCCCAGGCUUUAGAGAUACAGAGAUAUUUCACUAAUGAAUUAUCUAGUUCUUUUCUUCAUAGCAUUUCUUUGCAUCUGUCUCUUGAAACUUGUGUACGCAAUCGUAUGGAUCCCCUGGAAGAUCCAAAACCACUUCAAAAAACAAGGAGUAACAGGCCCUGGCUACCGUCCGAUCGUCGGAAACUCAGCUGAGAUCCGCCGUCUGUUUGCAGAAGCUCUGUCAAAGCCAGCUCCACUUCACCACCACGAUGUACUUCACCGUGUCGCUCCAUUCUACCACAGGUGGUCCAACAUGUAUGGGAAACCGUUCUUGUAUUGGUUCGGGUCAAAACCGAGGCUGGGAAUAUCCGAUCCGGAUAUGAUCAAGGAGGUUGCUAUGAACACGGGCGGGGCGUUUGAUAAGAUCGGGUUUAACCCGAUGUCCAGGAUGCUCUUCGGACAGGGACUCGUGGGGUUAGAAGGUGAAGAAUGGGCCUUUCACAGGAGGAUUGCAAACCAGGCCUUUAGUAUGGAAAGAGUUAAGGGUUGGGUACCAGAAAUUGUGGCUGCUACUGCUAAAAUGCUUGAGAAGUGGGAGGAAAACAGAGCCGGGAGAGAUGAAUUCGAAUUGGAAGUGAGUAAAGAACUUCAUGACCUCUCUGCUGAUGUUAUAUCCAGAACAGCAUUUGGAAGCAGUUUUGAAGAAGGAAAACGUAUCUUCAUGUUACAAGAACAGCAGAUGAAGUUUUUCUCUGUGGCUAUAAGAAGUGUCUAUAUCCCAGGGUUCAGGUUUUUGCCUACUAGGAAUAACAGAGAGAGGUGGAGACUAGAGAAGGAAACUCGUGAAUCUGUACGGGCACUGAUACGGGGUAACAGCAAAAGAAGAGAAAAUUCUUCAAGUCUACUUAGUCUUUUGAUGUCUUCAUAUAAGAAUCAGGAUGAUCAAGAAGAGAGGUUAGGCGAGGAAGAUAUAAUAGACGAGUGCAAGACCUUUUACUUUGCAGGAAAGGAAGCAGCUGCUAAUGCUUUAUCGUGGGCACUUCUGCUUUUGGCAUUGAACCCAGAAUGGCAAGGCAAGGCACGAGAAGAAGUGGUUCGCAUCUGUGGAAAUGAUAAGCUUCCAGUUGCAGAGAACUUGAACGACUUGAAGAUUGUGAACAUGAUAAUCAAUGAAACACUUCGGCUCUACCCACCAGCAGUGAUGUUGAUGAGGCAAGCACGCAAGGACGUUAAGCUAGGGAAGCUCAACGUUCCUGCUGGUACACAGCUCUAUUUGGCACUGACUUCUGUUCAUCACGACGCUGACAUAUGGGGAGAAGAUGCUAACAAGUUCAACCCCUCGAGAUUCAUGGAGUCCCGAAAGCAUUUAGCCUCGUUUCUUCCAUUUGGUUUGGGCCCGAGAAUUUGUGUUGGCCAGAAUUUAGCCAUGGCCGAGUUGAAAAUUGCUCUAGCUAUGAUUAUCCGGCAAUAUUCCUUGGCAGUGUCGCCUACUUAUGUUCAUGCCCCUAUGCUGUUCAUCACCCUGCAGCCCCAAUAUGGUGUACAGAUGCUCCUAACAAAACUCUAAGGGCUCUUAAUCGAUGUAAAAUAGAUGCAAAGAUGGUCUUCUUUGACACUACCGUCUGAGCUCAUAUGCGAAGAAAUCUUUGAUCGGAAAGAACAAAAUUUGCUUGUUAAUGUUAUAGCCUUAUCAUAAUAAUAUUUUGUGAUUAUAUCAUAUACUAUAUAAAAGAUAGUAUAAAUUUUAGUUUUCA
Theobroma umbraticum is the source of this 3402-nucleotide messenger RNA. It is a transcript of the gene CYP721A1, whose product is annotated as cytochrome P450, family 721, subfamily A, polypeptide 1. NCBI's taxonomy places the organism in Eukaryota, Viridiplantae, Streptophyta, Magnoliopsida, Malvales, Malvaceae. Gene Ontology annotation, molecular function: heme binding; monooxygenase activity; iron ion binding. The record is from RefSeq and is a predicted model, not a curated record.